AUGCUCGCGUUUAAGUCUCUCGAGCCCCCGGGGGCCCCCCCGGGGGCCCCCCUGCUCUCGGAGUGGCUGGGGGCCCUGAGCAAGGAGCUAGGAGAAAGAGCAGAAGAAGACUAUAAGCUUUAUACUCGCAUACCCAAAACCCUCACCCUUCACUACUGUUCGGGGCCCCCAGCUAACCAGCGGUUUACUCGUUCUUGUCAGAUACCCUAUGCUAUUCCUCUUGGGGGCCCCCCACCUCAGCAGCAGCAGCUGCUGCAGCUCGCGCUGCAGCAGCUCAAGCGGCUGCAGCAGGAGCAGCAGACACGGGGGGCCCCCCUGUACCCUUGCCUAAGAGUAGCUCUCGGCCUAGGAGACUUCAUACAAACCAACGCAAAGGGGGGCCCCCUCGCUGCUCGCGGGGCCCUCCACUACUGUUCGGGGCCCCCAGCUAACCAGCGGUUUACUCGUUCUUGUCAGAUACCCUAUGCUAUUCCGCCCCCAGGGGCACCGGGGGGCCCCGAUGGGGGGCCCCCCAUCUCAGCAGCGGGAAGCCCAGGGGGGCCCCCGCUUGAUGAUACAGUGAGAGGCGACACGGGGGCCCCCGGGGGCCCUGGGGGCCCUAGGGGGCCCCCACAUGAUCAGAAAGGUACAGAGACACCCCCAGGGGCACCGGGGGGCCCCGAUGGGGGGCCCCCCAUCUCCGCAGCGGGAAACGCAGGGGGGCCCCCUCUUGAUGAUACAGUGAGAGGGGACACGGGGGCCCCCGGGGGCCCUGGGGGCCCUAGGGGGCCCCCACAUGAUCAGAAAGGUACAGAGACAGGGGGGCCCCCAACUGCUGCACCAGAAGUUGGGGUGUCUGAUGAUGAGCUGGAGAUGGUGAGAGAAGAGGGGGCCCCCAGCGCAUGCAAGAGGGGGGAGGGGGGGGGCCCCCGUGUACCCCCUGGGGGCCCCCCUUUAGGGCCUGGUGAGGGGGCCCCCUGCAUUUGUGUUUGCUCGCAAGCAGAAAGAGAAGAAGACACAGAUGGAGAAGUCGAGGUGUUAGAGGUGAUAGAUGUUUCUGCUGAGAUAGAUUCAGGUGUACAUACACCCCAAGAGAAAAAAAAAUAUGCGGGGCGCGGGGGGAUAGAUAUACAGACGCCACACCCCACGCAGCACAGAGCAGCAGCAGCAGCAGCAGCAGCUGCUGCUGCUGCUGCUGCAGCAGCAGCAGCAACGACAAAGCAGCAGAGAAGACAGCAACGUAGCGGCAGCAGCAGCAGCCAGAAAAGAGCAACAGCAUCGCAGCAAGACGGCCAGCUGAAGAUGGAUAGGGGGGGGAUAGAUAUACAGACGCCACACCCCACGCAGCACAGAGCAGCAGCAGCAGCAGCUGCUGCUGCUGCUGCUGCUGCAGCAGCAGCAGCAACGACAAAGCAGCAGAGAAGACAGCAACGCAGCGGCAGCAGCAGCAGCCAGAAAAGAGCAACAGCAUCGCAGCAAGACGGCCAGCUGAAGAUGGAUAGGUUCUUAACUAAAAAACAUAAACCCUAA
Molecule: messenger RNA, 1509 nt
Organism: Eimeria mitis
Lineage: Eukaryota; Apicomplexa; Conoidasida; Eucoccidiorida; Eimeriidae
Exons: 6
Coding region: 1-1509 (502 amino acids)
Biological process (GO): response to radiation; error-prone translesion synthesis
Cellular component (GO): nucleus; replication fork; site of double-strand break
Molecular function (GO): DNA-directed DNA polymerase activity; damaged DNA binding
Source: RefSeq, a predicted model, not a curated record